UCAGCAGAAGUGUACUGUCCAUAAAAUUAUAAGUAUAAAUUACAGCAUAUAUGGUUUUUAAUUCUAAAAAGGUCACUUUUUGUCAUGUUAUUUAAUAAAAUGUAUUUUAGAUUGAGUUUUUCAUUAAUGUCCUGACUGAAUCUCUUGUUUUGAAAUUUACAAAUACACCGGAUGUUGCAAUCCUUUCUCAACAGCAGUCUGGUCAAUCCAUGGGAUUCCCCGUUUUGAGUCAUCUGUGUACAGAAUGGAUAGCCAGGAAGUGGGGGUUUUACUGGAGGAAUGUCUCCAGGCAGCUCAACAGUCCACCCAGCCCUCUGUGGCAGAGAGGCUGAACUACUAUAGCUGCAGAGACAUGCUUUGUGCAGAACUGGCCUCUCUCCUGCAGGAGGCUAUGGCCAUGAAGUGGCCCUUUGUGCCAGAGAAGUGGCAGUAUAAGCAGUCAGUCAGUGCCAGUGACAAGACCAACCUCAAUGACCUCAUCAGCAAGAAUCUAUCACAGCUCCUGGCUGUUCUAAAGGUGUCCAUCGUGGCUCAGGAGGCACGCACAGCACUGGCAGUUGUCUUCUUAGUUGACCGCUUUCUCUAUUGGACCGACGAGUCCAGCCGGCUCCUGAAGAUCACCAAGCUGCUCCACAGACGCCACCGGGACACCCCUGUGGCCCCCCAGCUGGUCAUAAGACAAGCCAGAGUCUACUUUAACUCAGGCAAACUACAGAAGGCAGAAUACAUACUGAGCAGUCUCAUUAACAGUAGCGGGGCCACAGGAUGUUGGGUGUACCACUCUGAAAGUGACAGGGCUCUUGUGCAGGCUGUUAGUGUUCAAGUGCGUGGAAUGAUUUUGCAAAAGCUAGGGCUGUGGCUGGAGGCUGCAGAGUUAAUCUGGGCUUCACUGGUUGGUUACUACGCACUUCCUCAACCUGAUAAAAAGGGCAUUGGAACCUCUCUUGGCAUACUGGCUAACAUAUUGGUGUCUAUGAAUGAUGAGGACUUCCACACUUUUAGGAAUAAUCCAGAUAUUGAUUUGUCUUUACUUGGGGACAGUGGUCAUCGUCUUCUUUCAGCAGCCCAGGCAGCAAAGAUGGCUGUGGUUUAUAGCCAGUACACUUCACUCUAUGUGUUGACCAAUGUGGCAACUCAAGGAACCUGCUUGUUGUCGUACAGUUUCUCAGUGGAGUGCCCUGUCUCUCACAGGCAGUCUUUCCUCCUGCACGCUAGAGAGGCAUUUACAAUCGGCCUGCUCACCAAAGCAGAGGGCGAGUUGGUCACCAGCAAGCAGGAGCUUCACACCUUCCUCAAGGCUGCCUAUUCCCUCACCGUCACUCACAAAUGGCUUGGCACUCCUCAGGAGGUUGUGGCACAGGCAACCCAAGCUUGCCAAAAAGCGUUAGCAGAUUUCUAUGAUUACGAUUCAGACAUGCAAGACAAAGACAGUCUCUGUGCUGAAAUCAUGAAUCUGGUCAGCCAAGUCAAGCUUCUGUUGCAAGUGGAGCCUUUCCUUAAUUCAGACAAGGGUUCUUUUAUCCCUGACAGCUACAGAAACAUCAAAGACACAUCAGUAAAUUUCACUUUGGAAGGUUUCGCUAAGGUUAUGCAGAGAUUCCAAAAGUAUCAUGCAUCACUGUGUGAGACAGGUAACAUAAACUGUAAGGGGACAAAAGACGAGAUAGAUGCAGCAAGGCUUUGUAUAACUGCACUGGGGACAACCAUUGGUACACUCAACACAGAAUGUAGCACUGAGGCCAGCAGAGUGUCAAAAGAUGCACUUAAUGGAGAGAAGCCACAACAGAGAGGUUCAACUUCACCUGCUUCACACCCACCUCAAGAAAAUAACCUAUGUACCACUCUAGGAAGCACAGAUAACCUUGGCUCUUCAUGGCAAAACUUCUCAUUGAGUAGUUCAGGGUCUCCUAGGCCCAGCAGCAGCGGCUACACGGGAAGUAUUGCCAUUGAACGUGAAGCACACGCAAGCAACCAGAGCUGUGUGACCACUGAGGUUGAUGAUGAUAGGUCAGACAGCAUGCUACAAUCCGCUACAAACAGGAAGCGAGACUUACAGGGUUGUACCUCUGGCGUCAGUUCCCAUAUAGUCCAGAGAUCCACAAUACCUGCCACUUCCUCCUCCAAUGCCAGUAGUGAUUCAGAGAAGUUUGAAGUGAUACAAGCUGGAAUAGAGACACUGGGCAGUGGGGAGGAUUGGAUGCCUGAUAUAGGUGUGCCACUGAAACCAUCAGUAGCUGAGGGAGCAGCACAAUCCUUAUCCCAACUAAAUUUUAGAACAUCCUCCAGCUCCCUCAGUGACAGUUUCAGUUCCCAGUCAUCAUGGGAAAAAAUCUCAGCUGACCUGAACUCCCCCACAAACAGAAACCCUCUGCUAAAUAGCCUGUCAAAAGCAGGAACCAGCCAAAGCAACAAGUCUGAUGGGAGCUUCUUCCUCUUGGAAACACUUGGUUCGGAAACCAGUGACUCAGCUCAUGAUCCCACACACAAAAACCACACAUCUGGAUGGGAAAGUGGAGCCUCGUCCAUACCACGACCUUUGCAGAGCCUUAAUGUUGGCCCAAAGAUGCACACUGAAGCUGUCUCAGUGUUUUUAAAACCUGCUACCGAGAACUCCUUAGCAACCCCACACCCAAACCAUUCCCAGUUUGUCCCAGAACAGUGUGCUUCCACUGAAACCUCCACAAAGAGUUCAUUUGAAAUGCUGGAGGAGAACCUAAGUGGACACCAAGGUAGUAAAGUCACUUCUAUAGAAAAAGUAAAUGUCCCUCAAACGAAGAACCCCUUAUGCUACAGCUGCCUAAAGCACAGCCCUGUAGCUGGUGUUGUCCCUGAGAGACAGUUUUGGUUGUCACAGCAGGAUUACCAAGCUCUAUUGGCUGGAGUUUGCCAUGAAUGUCUGUUGAAGAGAUUACACAGUGACAAGACGCAAUUCAAACUCAAGAAGCACAGAACUGCGUACAGUGCUCUUCAUUUAAAGUUCUCCAAAGCCACAGGACUGUGGACAGCCAAGGAGACCUGCGUUUACAUUGGGGAGCCGAUGGGAAUGCAGGGCAAGCAGAGAACUGCAAUAUGGGUACAGUUUUUACACCAGGAGGAGAGGUUAAGCAGUUAUGUGGGGAAAGAUUACCUGAAGCCAAAGGAAAUCCAGUUUCACUUGAAAGAUGUGGAGAGACAGAUGACAGCCCAAUACUACGUGACUAAAUUCAAUAAGAGCCUUUACGACAAGGAGGUGAUGGCUCAGAUCUUCUUCAUUCCCUCGGAAGCACUGUUGAUUUUGAAUGGGAAUGAGAUUGUGGGCUGUGUGACAGUGGAGCCCUACAUGCUCGGAGACUUCGUCAAACUGACCAACAACACUGGAAAGAAGGACAAGAGUUUACAGGCUACAGAAUAUGGUCUUGCCUUUGGACACUUUACUUACCUGUUCUCUGACUGCCAGGAAGUUGUUGUUGACCUACAAGGGUGGGUGACAGCCAAUGGCAAAGGGCUGACCUACCUCACUGACCCCCAGAUUCACUCCACCAAAACCCCCAGAGGCCCCUCCAACUUUGCUGCCAGAGGCCUCAGGUACUUUCUGGAGGAGCAACAUGGACCAGAGUGCAACAGCAUUUGCCAGCUGCUCCAUCUACCUCCAGUGGUCGGACAGACACAUGCUCUGCCUCAGAAACUUUGAGUAAAUGCCGAUGUUGAGUGUUUGUAUUUGAAAUUAAGUGAAAAGUGUAUAUAUUUUUCUAAAUCGUAUUUCAUUUGAGUUUCCUGCUCCAAUAUAUAAUAAAAUAUUGGUGUGUCAUUUUGUUUUGAAAUAAUGUAUUUGAGAUGUAUCACUCUCUAUUCACGAGUGACUGGAUUGCAGUCUGACUGGAUUGGCAGUGCAGGAAUCACCUGACACUGUGACAAAUAAGGUUUAGGUGAAAGUUUUCAAUGAAAAUUUUCCAUCAUCAUCAUGUGAUCUCAGCGUUUCAUAGUCCAUUAACAUCCUUGUGUUAAAUAUUAUAAGUUUUUUAGAAAAUAAACUGUGUUUAACAAAUGUUUAUGUAAACAUGAUGGGGUUGUGACUGAUUCCUUGCAAGUCCGUACAACAAAGUAGAUUUGCUUCAAUUUCUAAGAAUCAAAGGUUAUGUUUAGGUUAUGUAUAUUUACUCAACUAUCAUGGUGCAGCCAGUUAGCUGACUGUUGAUAACAAAGUAUUGUUCUGCUCUUUUUACAAUGAAACCUAUCACAAUCAAAUGACCAUAUUAUCACAGUCAGUGUUUGACAUACUGAUGAAAGAGCAAUAAGGUCCCCUUGUCAUACAUACAAACUACAUGAAAUGAGACCAAAGUAGAGGAGAGGUUAUAUUUGUGCUUCUGCUUUGUGAUCAGUGAGUCAUAACAAAAAAAAUACCAAAGCACACUGCUUUGCAAAAAUUAAAAAGCCUUUGAUUAAUGGGCUUAACGCCUAUGAAGAUCUGGACUAUGUUUCAUGUCUGUAAAUGUAUUUGCUGUGAUUGUUCGUUUGGCAUAUCUGAUGCUAUUUGUUG
Molecule: messenger RNA, 4516 nt
Organism: Morone saxatilis (striped sea-bass)
Lineage: Eukaryota; Metazoa; Chordata; Actinopteri; Moronidae
Gene: alpk1
Product: alpha-kinase 1
Exons: 13
Coding region: 245-3670 (1141 amino acids)
Biological process (GO): protein phosphorylation
Molecular function (GO): ATP binding; protein serine/threonine kinase activity
Source: RefSeq, a predicted model, not a curated record